Messenger RNA from Ylistrum balloti, 1647 nucleotides. RefSeq names its product actin, non-muscle 6.2-like. The record is from RefSeq and is a predicted model, not a curated record. NCBI's taxonomy places the organism in Eukaryota, Metazoa, Mollusca, Bivalvia, Pectinida, Pectinidae. Bases 31 to 1161 code for a protein of 376 amino acids. The transcript has 2 exons.
AAUUUUCGAGAAAAUCAAUUUCUAGACACCAUGGCUGAAGAUGAAGUUGCCGCACUUGUAGUGGACAAUGGUUCAGGAAUGUGCAAAGCGGGAUUUGCAGGGGAUGAUGCCCCUCGUGCAGUUUUCCCGUCCAUAGUAGGACGCCCCAGACAUCAGGGUGUGAUGGUUGGAAUGGGACAGAAGGACAGCUAUGUCGGUGAUGAGGCCCAGAGCAAGAGAGGAAUCCUCACUCUCAAGUACCCUAUCGAACACGGCAUCGUCACAAACUGGGACGACAUGGAGAAGAUCUGGCAUCACACCUUCUACAACGAGCUUCGUGUGGCUCCAGAGGAGCACCCCGUCCUCCUGACAGAGGCUCCCCUCAACCCAAAGGCAAACAGGGAGAAGAUGACACAGAUCAUGUUUGAGACCUUCAACUCUCCUGCUAUGUACGUGGCUAUCCAGGCUGUGUUGUCUCUGUACGCUUCCGGUCGUACCACUGGCAUCGUUCUCGAUUCCGGUGAUGGCGUCAGCCAUACUGUGCCAAUCUAUGAAGGAUACGCUCUCCCUCACGCCAUUUUGAGAUUGGAUCUCGCCGGACGAGAUCUCACGGACUACCUUAUGAAAAUUUUAACGGAACGAGGAUACUCAUUCACAACUACAGCCGAAAGAGAAAUUGUCCGAGAUAUUAAGGAGAAACUGGCAUAUGUGGCUUUGGACUUUGAGAGUGAGAUGCAGACAGCAUCAUCUUCUUCAAGUCUGGAGAAAAGUUACGAGUUACCGGACGGUCAAGUUAUCACCAUUGGGAAUGAGAGGUUCCGGUGCCCAGAAUCCCUGUUACAGCCGUCCUUCUUAGGCAUGGAGACUGUUGGAAUCCACGAAACAACGUAUAACAGUAUAAUGAAAUGUGACGUCGACAUUCGUAAAGAUCUCUACGCAAACAUAGUUCUUUCUGGCGGAAGUACGAUGUACCCUGGUAUCGCUGACCGGAUGCAGAAGGAAGUUACAGCUCUAGCACCACCAACCAUGAAAAUUAAGAUUAUCGCUCCACCCGAGAGGAAAUAUUCCGUCUGGAUCGGUGGAUCUAUCCUGGCUUCUCUUUCCACUUUCCAACAAAUGUGGAUCAGCAAACAGGAGUAUGACGAAUCCGGUCCAAGCAUUGUUCAUCGUAAAUGUUUCUAAGCGCCUGAGUGACCGGGAGUAUUUGAACGAGCGUAGUCUGGGUUACAAUUUCCCAGAAGAUUUGUAGAAUAUGAAGAAUUUGUACUGUAUGGAUCCAGAUAGGAAUUCGCGGGUUUUGAUGUACGAGAAAUUAGUCACAAGAUGUCCAAUAUCAUUGAUAAUUUUCACCGGAAGUCAUGUCAUAGGACAAAGACGACUUUCAGUUCCUGGUUUACGUUUUCUUUGUCGAACAAUACUUCAAGCAUUUAAACGUCUAUAUAACAUAUAUUAUACAUUUCCACGUGAAAAUGAUUCUUUUUAGAACUUGAGUUCGUUAGUUCAGCAUUCAACCUAAUAUAUUUGUGUAUCUAAAAUUAGAUAUAGAAAGUAAUUUUAAUGUUAGUUCAGCAAAAACAAAUUAGAAAAUUAGGUUAAAACCAUGUUAUUAUAGUGCAAUUAACAUGUGAAUUGAAUAAAAGACACUGAGUUCAAACUUGAGAAAAAUAG